Messenger RNA from Chionomys nivalis (European snow vole), 2715 nucleotides. It is a transcript of the gene Ccdc137, whose product is annotated as coiled-coil domain containing 137. The record is from RefSeq and is a predicted model, not a curated record. Lineage: Eukaryota; Metazoa; Chordata; Mammalia; Rodentia; Cricetidae. The transcript has 6 exons. The coding region runs from base 40 to 909 and encodes 289 amino acids.
GGCGGAAAUGGCUUCGUGCGGGGAGCUCCAGCAGUAGUAAUGGCAGGGCCCGGGCGUGCAAGAGGCACACGUUUGGCGGGUCCUGGAGGCUCAGGACAGCCGCAAGCGCGACGGCGGCAGCAGCAGGCGAAGGGACAGCAGCGCUUGGCCUCACGGCCAGGACAGCGCAGCAAAGAAAAGAAGAAAGUGAAUUGCAAGCCCAAGAAUCAAGAUGAGCAAGAAAUCCCUUUCCGGCUCCGAGAGAUUAUGAGGAGCCGACAGGAGAUGAAAAAGCAGCUCAGCAACAAGAAGAGAAAGAAGGAGGCCCAGGCGGCUUUCAAGGAGACACUGGAAAAGGAAGCAAAGGGGGAAGAAGAGACAGACAUCGUUGUCCCCAAGUUCAAGCAGAGGAAGGGGGAGUCUGAAGUGGCCUACGUCCAACGCAUGGAACAGGAGGCCCAGCAUGUGCUGUUCCUUAGCAAGAACCAGGCCCCUCGGCAGCCAGAGGUGCAGGCAGCUCCCAAGAAGGAGAAGUCUGAACGGAAGAAAGCGUUCCAGAAGCGGCGCCUUGAAAAAGCCCAGAAGAAAAGGGAGGAAAGAGCAGUGGACAGGCUGGAGCAGGAGCUGCUGAAAGAUACUGUGGAGUUUGGAGAGGUUGUGCUGCAGCCCCCGGAGCUGACGGUCCAGCCUAGACGGAGCAUUGGCAGAGAUGCGCCUGGCAAGAAGUCUCUAAUGUUAAAGAUGCUUUUGGGCGCUGGUGGUGGGUCCCUGACUCCAGCUACCUCACUGGCCCGCCAGCGGAUUCUGGGGGAAGAGCGGGAACGGGCUGUGCAGGCUUACAGAGCCCUGAAGAAGCUGCAGCGACAGGAAGUGACAUCUGCACACCCACUUGGAUGCUCUUCUCAGAGGAAGCUGCAGACUUGUCUGUGACUCAGAGACCCAGGGGACCAAUGCGCUGGAAACUGUCCCGCUAGCUGCUAGACCUGGCAGAGGGAAAGACAGCAGAUGCUUGUCUCUGGAUAGGGGCUUGAACAGUAUGGGAGUGGGGGUGCUUUUCUUUCCCCGUUCCCUGAAGGUUAUCCUUUUAAAAGUGACCACCAGUGAAUUCCACCGCAUACAGGGCAAGUUCCCCCAGCACUUGCCUGAGACACAGAUGGGAGGGCUGGUGUUUUCCUGAGCCUGGCUUCAUUCUGAAACAAGUCUCAGCGAAGACAAGUCAGGACUACUGUACAAAGGACUCAAUUCCUUAAUCCAGCUGAUUACUGAAGCUGCUGUUGUAGGUCAGCCUGCUAUCUUAAGAGGCUCCUAUGGGUUCAGUGCCAUGCAAGGCAGGGUAACAGUACAGUGGAAACAGAUACACCCAGUGCAAGUGUAUCAAUCUCUCAGGUGGCUGGCAGUCAGCACCUUGUUUGCCUGCAGGGGUGUGUACAGAGGCCAGAGUACCCAUCUAGGUUUGGUUUGGAUAGAGAUGGGGUGUCAGUACUGCCUCAACGCCUUGAGGUAUAAACACCAGACUUCAGUGAUAGGAAGGGCAGAGUGAUUAUACCAAGAGAGUAGGAAAAUGUCCAUUCCUGCGUGGCAGGCCUUCGGAGAGGACCAGGAUGGAAUCUGUUUGAAUGUGUCUCCCAUAGUAUUAAAGGAGGGAGGACCUGAUGCUGGCUCCCGAUAGUAAAACCUUGAAAUUCAUCCAAACCCCUCGGGAGUGCGGUCCCGCCCUAGAAUCCUGGCACCUAGGAGGUAGAAGCAAAGGAAUUGGGUGUUCAAAGCCAGUCUUGACUACAUGAGACCAUGUUUCAAAAAACAAAAACCAAGCCGGGCGAUGGUGGCGCACGCCUUUAAUCCCAGCACUCGGGAGGCAGAGGCAGGCGGAUCUCUGUGAGUUCGAGGCCAGCCUGGUCUACAAAGGGAGUUCCAGGACAGGCUCCAAAACCACAGAGAAACCCUGUCUCGAAAAACCAAAAAAAAAAAAAAAAAAAAAAAAAAAAAAAAAAAAGAGUAAAAAAACAAAAACCACCCUCAUGUUGACAUCAAAAGAGCUAGGCUUGGGCCUUGCUUCUUCUGGCAGACCUAGGGGCUUCUCUCUUAGUUGUAAAAGAAUGCUCGUUCGUUUCCCAGCUGCCGAAACCCAAAUAAUCACACAGAAGCUAUAUUAAUUACAACACUGUUUGGCCAAUGGCUCAUGCAUUUGUAGCUAGUGCUCACAAAUUAACCCAUUUCUGUUAAUCUGUGUGUUACCACGAGGCUGGUAAGGUUCUGGAGGUGUCUUUCUCCUUGGGCAGCUACAUGGCAUCUCCUUGACUCUACCUUCUCUCUCUCUCUCUCUCUCUCUCUCUCUCUCUCUCUCUCUCUCUCUCUCUCUCUCUCUCUCUCUCCUCUCUCUCUCUCUGUUUGAAUUUCCUGUCUGGCUUUGCUCUACUAAGCCACUGGCCGAAACAGCUUUAUUCAAUAAAGCAACACAUAUAUGACUGUAUAUGGGACAGCCCGCAUCAUCUAGAACAGCUCGGAAGGAGCCCACAUGGAGUGCCUUGACUCUUCCAAGUUUGCAUUUUCCAGAGUAAAGUUUACUGACGUUAAAGUUUUACUCUCUUUGAAGUCUGGGUCCUUGCUCUCUGACACACUUGGUCACAGCUCAAGUCCGUGCAUGUCGGUGUGACUGGAGAUGAGUGCUUAGACAAUUAGCAAGGGCCAGGGUCCAAUAAGUUGGAUGCCUUGGCCAUUUCGUUUCCCACUAAGCAU